Corvus hawaiiensis (hawaiian crow) is the source of this 513-nucleotide messenger RNA. RefSeq names its product chromosome 1 C5orf49 homolog (gene CFAP90). The coding region runs from base 1 to 444 and encodes 147 amino acids. The record is from RefSeq and is a predicted model, not a curated record. The transcript has 3 exons. NCBI's taxonomy places the organism in Eukaryota, Metazoa, Chordata, Aves, Passeriformes, Corvidae.
AUGGCCGCGCCCGGCCCGCGCACGCCGGCAGCCAUCGGGACGCGUUUGGCACAGCAGGCGCUCGACAACGCGCCGGGGAGGAGGCGGCCUGCCCUCAGUUCCUUCUCCGCCUUCAGCUUCGUCCCGCCCAAACGGGAAGGGCCGCCGGAGCUCAGCUAUUUCAGCCGGCCGCGCAAGACAGGAGAUUUUUUCACCUAUGAUGCCGUUUUUGGAAUAACAGAAGGUUACGACCAAUAUCUUCCAUGCUGCGACAGAAAACAUGCAAAGGGUCGUGGCCUUAAAAUUCAUGAGGAGGAAAUGGCAAGACCUGUUCCUGUGGUGACAUCUUCACAGUAUGGGAAGCGUGUAAAUAAGCCCUUAGACCCAGCAACCAGAGAGCAUGUGAGGGUUUAUAGCCUGCACGCAGCAAUCUACGGAGAAAGUAGCCACCACCCUACUCAUUGAAAAAACCUUCUCUAGGCCUGGAUCCAUGUGAAAUCUCUCGUGUCUGUCAUCACCAGCAACAUUUAUCUG